Molecule: messenger RNA, 4002 nt
Organism: Pollicipes pollicipes
Lineage: Eukaryota; Metazoa; Arthropoda; Thecostraca; Pollicipedomorpha; Pollicipedidae
Product: ELMO domain-containing protein 3
Exons: 8
Coding region: 157-1101 (314 amino acids)
Source: RefSeq, a predicted model, not a curated record
CUGGAGAAAGUUAGAAUGGAUAGAGGCCAGCAUAUAUUGCUCCGAGGAAGCAAGGCCAACGGUGGUCUAGUUUAGGGUCCAGGGCAAUGGUCGUGUAUACCUUGGUACUAGACCUAUACCAAGCAAGGGCGUGAGACAGACCGCGGUCUUAUUGCUAUGGAGGCAGCUAAGGAUGAGGAUCUGGAGAAUCAAGUGAACAAUGAGGAAGCUGAAAGGCUAAAGAAAAGGCUGGAGUAUGAGGCGGCAGCAGAUGAGUGGAGUGCCUUGCCUGAGGUUCAGUGCAUGGAGGGCCAGGACACCGCUGAUGACAACCACUCUGCCUCGGCAUCGUGUGUCGAUUAUUCGGAGAUGUGGAUCUAUUUCAAGGAGAAGGAUCUGUCUGCACAUAUGACCAGCAUCCAGCCAACGUUGGAGAGAAAGGGAGGCUGCAGAUCAAUUCUCUGUAGGCUGCUGGGGCCGCCUCAGCUCGAUAAACGACUUGUACCAGAGAGAGACAGAAUAUUCGCCAUAGCUCAAUGCCAGCUGGAGAACGACGAGCCUCGCCAGAUCCACAUGCUGACCACCAUCUACAAGCGGUUGACGGCCUCCCGUCUCGAGUGCGCCAGAUUCGGACACCACUGGGAGAGCAUCGGCUUUCAGGGCAGUGACCCGGCCACGGACCUGCGCGGAGCCGGCUUGCUCAGCCUGCUGAACGCCCUGUUCCUGCUGAGCACGCUCCUCUACCGCCGGCUGGCGGCCGACGCGUACCGGCUGUCGCUGCACGAGCGCCAGAACUUUCCGUUCAUGGUGCUCUCCAUCAACAUCACGCGGCUUGCGCUGAACGCCCUGCGCCACGGCGUGCUCAACAGGGAGUGCAACCUCAGACUGGCUGUAAUGGAUGUACUCAACGAGUAUUACGUCUGCAUCAUGUGCGAGUUCUACCGGAUUUGGAAGGCUCAGGGAAGGACGAUUGCAGACAGUGGGAACGUUUUAAAGGAUUUGGAGCACCAGUCUCUUAACAAGUACAAGUUGCUCCGCGCCGGCCUGCGCAUGUACCUGAGCCAGACGAGGUCCCAGGAGCCGAGCCGCGGCCUACGGAGGGGCGGCGGCGACACCGCCUGAGCCAGCGGCCGGCCCUGUCCUGCCGCCGCCGCCCGGCCCCUGCCCUGGCCCCUGUCCCGCCGCUGGGGCUCCAGCUGGUCAGCCUGCGCUCUGCGGUAGUGUACACCUUGUGCCGUCGUCGGCCUUGCCGCUGUAAUGCCGGGCAGACGCACUGUGCUGUUGUUGGCGUUAUUCGCUCAGAUAUUGUUGUCACGGUGUAUGGAGUGCGGGCCGGCAGUUGCGGCCUCCCGAACGGCCGCAGCUAGUACGGCGUCAGCCAGUGUCCGGCGCAGACUCCAGCCCUGGCGAUGGCGAUGCCGGCGUAUCGGUGGCGUUCAGACGUCACCGCACAACGCUGCGCGCGGGAUCACAUUCCGUUUCACGGGUCAUGACGCCGUGACGGGUCGCGUGACAAUCGCUGAGGCUGGUCAGCACCCUCUGUUGGCGUGUCCUCGGGCUGACGCUCCUGUCAAGACAGUGCGGUUUGUGCUGUGUCAGUGUCAAUUUCCCAAGCGUGGCAACCUUUCUCACGGGUGAUCGCCAUACUCUGUUUUAUCUGGCUGGUUUCACUAGCGUUCAUGUGUUGUUUGAUCUCACAGAUUCGUAAUUCUUCUCUGCAGUAAUAGUUGUACCUCUGGUGUGAUGCGGUGGGACGACGAGGCCAUCUUCGUCGCCGGCUGUUAUAAACAAGCUAGUCAACGGAUGGAGUGCGUUUGAAUGUUUCGCUUCUGUUUAUUAGUGCCCUGGCCGGUUUGUGCGACCUUUGGCAACUGAGUGUUGUCAAUGGUGAUAAUGGUCGAAGAAAUCAAUCUGUGAUCCAGAAGUCAGAGAGGAGUCGUGGCAUAAGGCGGGGUUGUGGAGAGCACCAGCCAUAGUAUAGUGAAGGCACUCCUGCUAGGAAUUGUAAGGUAGUUCAGCAGUCGAGGUCAUCUAUGACGUGUUCGGGUGCAUGCCAAAAGUCAUGAUUAGCUCGCGAUGGUAUUGCACCGCACACGGUAUGAAACCAUUAGGUGUAUGUGUGCGUGCGUGUUCGCCUGUCCGUGUGUUUUCGUUUUUAUCGUUUAUCUUUACCUGGCGUGCGCGAAAUGUGUCAUCUGGCUAAUUUUUGUAGUGGACGUGCGUGUGUACGUUUUUGAUUUUUUCGUUUUGUUCUUUAUUUUUGUCUCACGUGCGCGAGAUGCAUCACCCUGCGAUUUGUUUUUUUUUUCAUGCACGUCCGCCGUCCACGAAUGGUUUCCAUGUGGUUAUGAAAUCAUUUCGGGACCGGGGCCUUGUAAAUGGGGUUGUCCUAAGAGCGCCGUCAAUCGUGUAUGCUGCCGAGCUCCCCAAGAUUGAUUGAGACGCCAGAAACUACACUGGAAAUAAGCCAGCCCAGUUACAUCCCGCAAACUUCAGACAUGCCCAGACGGAGUUUCACUCGACUAUUAUUUCAAAGCUUUGCUUAAAUUACUUAGCGGACCAAAACUGUCACGUCGGCCGUCUCAGGGCGCUGGCCGGGAUUUAUAGCAGGCACUGGCUGGCUUUGAUGCACAGCAGACACAUAUGAAGCCACUGGCUGGGUGCAGUACAUCGUCAGCAGUGCGUCUUCUCUCAUCGGAGGCCGUGGCACCAUUCCCUCCACCAUGCGGCCGUUGAUAUGAGCGAUGGCGGGAGGCGCUCAUAUUGUCCAAGGUACAGAACGUCUGAAGCUCAUAAUGUCCAUGGUGCGUAAUAUCCAAGAUGAUAAAUAACUUCCAAAAUGGGGCAGAGUGGAAGGCGUCCAUUUGUGGAGUGGAGGGCCGUCGGUCGCGCGCAUACAGUCGACGCCAGCGCGAACACUGCAAGCACGCGGUUGGUGGGUCGCAUAGCAACGGAGUAAUUUCCCACGCCGGGGUAGGGGUGGCGUCGGGUGCUGUUGGUCGGCGGGGCCGCGCUCGACCUGCAAGUGAUCGUUGAAUACGAGACGAGUGCCGUGAAGUGGGACGUUGGACGCGCGCUGAGGUGCUGUGAAAGCGUCGCAGCGUUGUCCUUAGCCGGCGUGGAACUUCUGUGUCUGGUCGGGGGCGUGUUCGCUGUUUGGUCAUAGCUAUAUGCAACUAGAACCUCUUGAUGCAACUGUUGUUUAUUCUAAGUGAUCGCUGUUAUGUUUUCACCACAAUUGCCGUACAGCGUCCAACGGAGUAAACCUUGCAAGAAAGGUGAAAGUAUGGGUAUCAAUAAUUUGUGCUUCCUAUCGGGUUGAUAAAGUUAUGACUGGUCUCUGGGUCAAAGGUGUAACGUUACAAAGCACGCUCCAUUACAAGUCAUAAGCUAUGGUUCAAUGAAUAGCCAUUUGUGGUCAAGAUACUGCGCAUGAUACUAUUUGGAACAAUUAACUGGUGCCUCAAGAGAUUGGUGGAGGCUUUUCAUUGAUGCGGAUUCCCCACAUCGAUUUCUUGGGUCUGACAGGGGCGGCGCCAAGAAAUGUAAGUUGAGGAAAGGCUUUUCCAGGGCCUUCCUGAACAAUACGGGGUCUGCUUUCAGGGGCGGGGUCUGACUUUUAGGCCGGGUCCUUUUGAAGCGUACACUGAGGCAUGUGACAUGUGAAUCCUCAUUAAACUGGGCCAUGCAUUAACAUUCAUGCAAAUCAAUGUCGACAAUAAAAAUCCAGAACAGGAGAGUGCGUGAAUGUCAUUGUGUUAAAGCCUAGUUUCAGUGCGUAAACGUGCCACCGGUCAAAGCGUGAACUAAGAACCGCGGAUGGGUGGCCAAACGCAUGAAAAUGCAUUCAAGGCGUCAAAACAUACAUGGUGUCCUCUGUGGCUGUCCAUCCACACCUCCGAGCCGGUAACUCAUAAAGCGACGAGGCAAUUUCGCUGCUGACAAAGCAGGCACGGUGAGCUUGUCUCCCGAACUGAGAAAGAUGACGACGAGAAGAACUAUGUUCGGAAGACUUAUGCCCGG